Messenger RNA from Dacryopinax primogenitus, 1080 nucleotides. RefSeq lists its product as uncharacterized. Bases 374 to 1015 code for a protein of 213 amino acids. Lineage: Eukaryota; Fungi; Basidiomycota; Dacrymycetes; Dacrymycetales; Dacrymycetaceae. Gene Ontology annotation, biological process: protein ubiquitination; negative regulation of gene expression via chromosomal CpG island methylation. Gene Ontology annotation, molecular function: ubiquitin protein ligase activity. The transcript has 8 exons. The record is from RefSeq and is a predicted model, not a curated record.
CGAGGAGAGCGUAUCAUCUAAACGACCCAAGACGUCUCAGUCUGGUCCCAAAAAGAAGAAGGUUCGCAAGGUGCUCUCUACUGUCGACAACGACAGUAGCAGCGCUCCUACAUUGCGACGCAGUACUCGCGCUGCGGCACGUGGUGUAUCUUAUCGUGAGGAUGACGAUCGCUCCUUCAAGAAUGAAUCGCCAAAUAAGGGGAAGGAAGAGGAAGAUUACGAGGAAUCUGACAGCGACGAGGAGGAAGAGGACGCCGAUUCUUCCGUCAGGACGCCGCAGCGCAAGGCUCAAAGGCUCGGCAUUCGCACUCAAGAUCCAAAGCAAUUUGGGCAUAUUCCCGGGGUUGAAAUUGGAACUUGGUGGGAGAGUCGCAUGGAUUGCAGCACAGCUGCUAUUCACGCUCCAACUGUAUGCGGGAUUGCUGGGUCAGCACGCGACGGGGGCGCCUUCAGCAUCGCUCUGUCUGGUGGUUACGAGGACGAUAUCGAUCAAGGCUACGUUUUUACCUACACCGGAGCUGGUGGGCGUGAUUUGAAAGGAACACCACAGAACCGCAAGAAUCUUCGUACGGCUCCACAGUCGAAGGAUCAAAGCUUCGAGCAUAUCUACAACAAAGCGCUCGAGAAGUCCGUUGAAACGAGGAAGCCGGUUCGUGUUGUCCGUGGCUUUAAGCUUCAGUCCAAAUAUGCGCCAAAGGAAGGGUAUCGCUACGAUGGGCUCUAUAUUGUCGAGAAGGCUUGGAUGGAGACAGGCCUGAAUCCUGGGGGAUUCAAGGUCUGCAAGUUUGCUCUAUGUCGCCUCGAAGGCCAGCCUCCAAUUCCAAUCAAUAAAGACUGGAAAGGGGAUGACGAGGAGGAGGAUGCUGAGGAUGCAUCUGGUGAUGCUGAGGAAGACCCCGAGUCAGAGGUUGAAGAGAAGGAGUCCGUUAAGAAGAGUACGCGCAAAGGCAAGGAGGGAAAGGAAGAGGCGAAGAAAGAUGAAGUGGAGGACGACAAAGAGAACGCUGUUGUGUGAAAGGUGCAUGAUUUCGUUCCACAAAUUUUGCCCCUCGUAUAUCUCCGAGUUUCUCGUACUUAUUA